AUGAUACAAGAUGCUGAAGUUGUUAAAGUUGUUCACCAAGUUAAACAACAAGCUUGGGCAAUGAAAAAUAAGCCUGCAAAAAUUAUCCAAAAUGCUGUUAUUAGCAUAUCUGAGGAAGUUAGAUCUUAUCUUCUUUCAGUAAAUACUUAG
Molecule: messenger RNA, 150 nt
Organism: Dentiscutata heterogama
Lineage: Eukaryota; Fungi; Glomeromycota; Glomeromycetes; Diversisporales; Gigasporaceae
Source: the annotation of a GenBank genome assembly